AUGCCAUCCCAAGACAGGGACGUUCCCCGUGAUCGGGAAUUGGUCAGGCACCCGAUGACAAUGUCCGAUUCCAAAGUUCCAAUGUGGGACAGUUCGGAUCCUGAGCGCGCACCGCCACCGCUGCCAAUGAAUCCUCGUUCAAUGAGCCCGAUGAGCCCUGGCGCAACAAGAUCCAAUGUUUCUCCCAAUAUUCAAGCGGUUGCCGCAAAAUUCACAGAGCGGCCCAGCGAAAAUGCGCCCAGCUCUUAUACAACAAAUCCUAUGCCACCCAAGGCUUCAUCGCCCGAGAGAUCGUUGGUGAAGGGCCAGCACAAACGCAUGCAAUCACUCCAGCCUGAAGAUACCCGACAAGACGCGCGAUCCGAGUUCAUGAACUAUCUCGAGAAUCGGUCACCAGAAAGGCCUCUUCGCGCAACAAUUGUCGACCCAACGAAAUCACGGGAUCCAAGCAAGUCUACCAGCUCGCCUGCGCUCCGUCAAGAUACAGAGCGCGACAUGAGCUACUCGUUAUCGAGUCGAUAUCUCUCCAAACCCAUCUUAGGAGAAAGCACUCCGCCAUCAGCUACCAUGUUAGCUCUUCAGAACAUGCAAAUUCCUAUAGACGCCGACCCACCUUCUCCUUCUAAACCCCCGAAAAUGAUUACAGCACCAAUGGAACCCCGACCUUCGAGCCCCAAGACUGCGAGCAUGGACUCCCUUUCGACCCAAAUUCACAGUCUGACCGAUAUUGCAAGCAGCUUGCAACGUGAAAUGAUGAACCUGAGCCGGCGUAGCAAGGACAACGCUACCGACCUGGUAAGCCUCAAGGCCGCAACCAACGCCCGAGAUGAGGACAUUCGCAAAAGUCUCAAAGAUCUGUCCUCUCAUCUAAAAACCAAGUAUUUGGAUACCGAUGCUGCAAGGUUUGAUUUCAGUACUCUCUUCAAGUCUGGAGAUGGGUCUAACCCUAAGGAUGCGGAUAGUUCUCCCCAGUCCAAGAGAAGCUACUCUGUGCCUCGCAUGCCUAGCCCUAACCCCUUCGCCUUUGAUCGUGACUCAUGCGUGUCACCUUCACCGAUCUCCGAUGGCUCCGCUGCCCUGGCCUUGCUCGAGAAGGUAUUGCGUGAAAUGGCAACCAAAGAAGGUGAGGAACGACUUUUAGAGCUUGUGGAAGAAAUCAAAUCCCGCCCCGCUGCAAGCCCCUCGGACAAGGAUGCCGAUACCAAAGUUACCGCCAUGCUCGAGGAGAUUCUUAACCUCGUUAAGGAAGACCCUUCGGGUAAAGCCCUUGUGCGAUCUAGAGGCAUCACGGAUAACCUCGAUAGCCUCGAACCUGAAGAUGCCCACCCCGAGGGCACACGUUCUCGGUCAAUGGGAUCUAUGAAUCCGGAUGUUGUACGUGCACUCGAUCUUUCUAAGACUGAUAAGGUCGAUGGCUCUACACCCAACCCCGACGAAGUUUUGGCAAUCCUCCACAGUGUCAAGAACAGCGUCGUCGAAGGAGGUGGUAUGACCAACGGCGUCAAGAGCCUUGUCCGUGAAUUACGAGGUGAGGUUCUAGGCAUGGGUCGAGAACUUGGUCGACGCCUCGACGAUAUCGAAUCUACUCGUGCCAACGAUCAAGCUGAGGACCAACCGCGACCUGCUGGACCAGAAGAAAUCUCGGCUAUUGUCAACCGCAGUCUUGACGAUCUCAAAGAGCAGCUGGCUGCCACUAUCAACGAGAGUCGCCAACAAUCCUCUGACCUGUCCGAGUUCAGAUCAACCAUGAACAGCGCCGCUAUCUACUCUGUUGUGAAGAAAGCUCUCGACGAGCUUGAACUACCCCAGCCCCAUGCCGAGCCCCGAGGUGCCGAAAUGGACAGAGAAGACAUUCUCGAGACAGUGCGUGAGGCAUGGGAAACAUACAAGCCAGAGAUCGAAUUCAACAAUUUUGGCUUGGAGCGUGACGAAAUUCUCACUUGUCUGGAAGAAGGUUUCAAGUCUCAUCAGCCUCAGCACGAAUCUGUUACCUACGAUCAAGUCCUUGCAGCCGUUGAAGACGGCAUGCAAAAGUUUAUCCCGCCACAAAUUGAACAGGCACCUGGUAUCUCCCGAGACGAAGUCAUCCUGGCCAUUCGGGAAUGUCUGGAGAACCAGCCGGAGCCUACUUCUCGUGGUCUCGAUGAGGAACAACAUGUCAACCACCUCAAUUCCAUGCGUGAUCAGAUUCUCGAGUCGGUGGCUAGCAGCUUGGCUACCCACAGCGCAAACGCCAGGGGCCUGGGUGAAGAUGAUGUUAACCACCUGUACGCCAUUCGUGACGAGAUUAUGGACGCUGUGACUGGACUCAACGAAGGCUCCAAGUCGCUGGACGAGACACACCUCCACUCUAUCCGUGAUGAGAUCAUUGACGCUGUUACUGGAGUGAUGACUGCCCAGAACACAAGUUAUCGAUCUAUGGACGAGGAACAUGUCAACCAUCUGACUUCCCUUCGUGAUGAAAUCCUUGAAGCAGUUAAUGGCGCCAUGGCUCUUCACAAUGAGUCCCCUCGGUCUGUCAACGAGGACCAGGACCAUAUUGGACAUCUGAAUUCCAUUCGUGAUGAAAUCCUUGGAGCGUUGGCUGGUUCAAUGGCUCAAAGCACACUUAGCAAGGAUUCUCUUGAUUCUGGACUUGGCCGUGAUGAGAUUGUCAGCGCCGUCUCUGAUGGUCUUGAGGCCCACUUCACUGCAGCCAAGGAGAUGGAUGAGCCACAUAUUUCCAGACACGAUGUCAUGAAUGCCGUCAAUGAAGCCUUCGAUGCGCAGCAGUCUGCCCUGAGUGUUGCUCCUCAAGUGAAUGUCUCUCGCGAAGAAAUCAUGAACGCCAUUGCAGAGGGGAUUGAGGCUUCAAUCAACGCCCAGCAGUCAGCCCUUAGCACCAAUGUGCAGCAAACCGUCUCUCGUGAGGAGAUUUUCACCGCUAUCGUGGAUGCCAUCGAGCACUCGCAAGCCUCUGCCAGCAACAAUGGUCAGCCUGGCAUCACCAGAGAUGACAUCCUAGGAGCCAUUGUGGAUGGCAUGGAACAUUCGGCAACCUCCAAGGAACCGAGCAUUUCCCGAGACGAGAUUCUGAACGCCAUUGCCGAUGGGAUCCAAAACUCCAACGGUGGCACUGAACGAGCUCUUACCUUGGCUGGUUCUGAGCACGAGGAUGAGAAGCCUGCUCCCAUCUCUCGCGAGGAGAUUUUCAAUGCAAUUAUCGAUGGCAUUGAACAUUCCCAAUCCUCUCUUAACAAGAGUGUCGAGCCCAAUAUCUCUCGCAGUGAUAUCCUCAAUGCAAUUGUAGAAGGCAUCGAGCACUCUUCUAGUCUUCAACAGUCAAGCAUUUCACGUGAGGAUAUUAUCAGUGCCAUCGCAGAAGGUAUUGAGAGUUCGAACACCAGCCAACAGUCUGCUCUGGCCACUGUCCCUGAACCGCCUAUCUCGCGCGAAGAAAUCUUGAGCGCAAUCGCCGAAGGUAUCCAAAACGGCAACUCAGUCACCCGAGAGAUCGAAUUGAACAAGGAUGAUCUUAUGGAUGCGAUCACUGCUGGUCUCCAGGAGGCAAACAGCUCCGCAACCAGCAAUGUUGGCGGCGAGGUGAUGGAACGUCUCCAGGAACUACUCGAAGGCAUGAAGGAGGAGUUCAAGCAGUACUCUGCUGCCAACGGAAGAGAUACAGAACAAGUCCUUGAUGCCGUCAAGGAUGGCCUCGACGUCGUCCGCAGGGAAAUCGAGUCGUAUGUCGUUACAGCUGCCGAACUUUCAGGCAAAGACGAAGUCAUCGACACGGUCAAGGAAGGGUUCCGCCUUCUCCAGGCAGAUAUGGAGAAGACAAUCACCGACACUUCUCUUUCCAAUGGUUCAAAAGGUAACCCUGACACACCUGAGCUUUUGGAUGCCAUGGAGAAAGAGUUCGAACAUUUGCGAGGCACAAUUACUACACUGCUCCUACGUGAAAACGCCACUGCAGACAAAGACGAGAUCAUCGACGCUAUCAAGGAAGCCUCUGAACAUAACAAGGGCAGCUCCGGCGAUGAUGAAGUGGUUAACACCAUCAAGCAAGAAUUUGAGAGCCUUCGAGAGCGCAUGGACUCCAGUGUCAUUCGGGCUGAGCCAGGCGCUGAAAAGGACGAGAUUAUUUCGGCCCUCCGUGAGCACUUCGAUAACCUACGCGAAGAGACCUCGCGCAAUGGUAAUGAAAGCACAUUGUCCACCACCAGCGAACUCCUUGACGCAUUUACCGACGGCGUUGACUCAAUCCGGGAUGACUUAAAGAAGCUGCUCGAGAAGCCGGCUGAGUUCGACAGCUCUGAAAUUCUGGAGACCAUCAAAGAUGGCCUUGCUGAUCUGAAACUCGACAUGGAGAACCUCCGCGAGUCCCAGAAGGAGCCCGAAGAGGGUACCCGCGGCGGGGAACUCAUGCUCGCGAACGAGACUCCCUCUGCUGAACCGGAGAAUACCCUUGUUCCGGAUAUUGAUGGUCUCAAAGCGCUGAUCACCCAGCUUCAAGACAAGAUUGAGGCCAUUGAAUCGACUCCUCGUGCUGCAGAGCCCGUCGAGGAUGCCCUGAAGAGAUCGCAUCUGGACGAAGUUCUCAUGGCUCUUCAAGAGGUUCAGCUUGCUAUUGGUGAGAUGGGUGCUCAAAGGAACCCAGAGGACGACAAUACAGCCAAGAAGCAAGACACCGAAGCCCUUGAGCAGUUGCUCAUGAGCACUAAGGCCCAGAUUGAUGAGCUGGUGUUCCCCUCGCUGGACGAAGUCGCAACUUCCGAGCAGAUCGGCACUCUAGAGACCAUGAUUCGAGAAGCCAAGGACUCCAUCGCCGAGUUCUCUGGACGCGUGGAAGCCGAAGCACCCACCAAGACUGAGAUUGGUACUCUAGAGGGUCUCAUAAAGGAUGUCUGGGUCGUCCUGGACGAGCUCAAAAGCAAGACUAAGGACGGGGAAGAAGAGGAGAAUCCCGAAAAGCUAAUGAAGUCGGAUCUCCAAACAGUCGAAGCUAUGAUCUUCGAGGUCAAGACCCAGGUUGACGAGCUGAAGCUCCCCGAUGUCGAGACCCUUCCUACCAAAGCUGAAAUCCAGGAGCUUUCAACUAUUGUUUACGACUUCCGCGAGAAGAUGGAGGCAAACAACGAGUUGACUGCCCAAGGAUUCGAUGCUCGCAAGAUCGAGCAUGGUGGCCUUGCCGAGAAGAUCGAUGACAAGAUCGAGGAGGCUAAAUUUGUUGUCGGCGAGCUUGGAGAUGAGCUCAGAAGCAAGCUUGACGGCAGCAGCGAAGGCCUGGGUGAACUCAAGCAACUGCUCGAGGGGCUCGCAGUCACUGCCGAGAAUUUCAGCACCGUCGACAACAUUAAGGAACUGAACGAGCUCAUAAACCGUGAAUUCGAACGUGCUCGCGGUGAAGAGGACGCAGGCAAACUUGACAAGGAGGAGCGCGACGCUGCUGCCCUCGUGAAACAUGACGAGACACGGGCAGCUAUCAUUGUCGAACUUGGAGCCAAGAUCGAUGAGAAGAUUACAGAAGUGUUGGCCAAAUACGAAGAUGCUCACACCUCGCUCCAUUCCAAGUUCUCUGAAACCGAGGAGCGAGACCUAGCACACACUGAAUCAUUGACGAGCACCAAGAGCCUCGCUGAGGACAUUAGGCUGGUCAUCGGUUCUAUGGGUGACACUGUCAAUGAGACCUGCGAGCGCAUGAGUGAGGAAACCAAAACCCUCCUUGAGCGUGUUGAUGAAUCUCGCCAGCAAAUGGAGGAGAUGCACAACGACGUUAAAUCUCACCGCGAGCAGUCUCAGGCUGAUUCUGAGAAGGCUGUUGCUGCCACCGACCGAGUGGAGAGUAAGCUUCUCGAGUUCCACCCCCAAAUUCUGGAGAGUGUGCAGGAGAUCCUGUCAAUUGUCAACCAGCACUACGAGCACUCGCAGAAGUCGGCCGAAGAGUUCAAGUCAGAGCUGUCGGCUCUGCCUGCCAACAUCCCCCAGAUGCUCCCUGCGCUUCCCCCGGCCGAGCCUGAGCCUGAGCCAGAGGAGGCAAGCCGUACGCUUGCCAUUGAGGAUACUCCUGUCCAUAGCAAGCUAGACGAUCUUUUGGAGCAUGCUAGAAAUAGCCAGGUUCAUGAUAUCCUGAAGACUUUGCUCGAGCACUCCAAGAAUGAAGAUGUUCAUGAAAAGUUGGACAGGGCUCUGCUUCAGCCCUCAAAGGAUGAUGAGCUCCAUGAGAAACUCGACCGGGCCUUGCUUCAGCCGACAAAGGACGACGAGCUGCAUGAGAAACUUGAUCGGGCUUUGUCCGAUAGCUCCAAGAAUGAUGAGCUCCACGAAAAGCUUGACCGUGCUCUGAAUCAAGGGUCGGAGUCUAAUGAUCAAAUAUAUGAAAAGCUCAACCAGCUUUUAGAUCAUGCCACGAAUGGCUCUGGCCCUGUGCACGAAAAGCUGGAUGCUCUUCUCAGCCGUCCCACGACUGCCGCAGCGGAUCCCGAACAAUCAGUUACACAGAUGAUGAAGCUUGAUGAGAUGCACAAGGACAUUAUGGAGAACGCUCGUCGGAUGAACGAGAUGUUCGCAGCUCAGUCAGUAAUUGUCGCUGAAGAUACCGAGAGAAAGCGUCGUGAAGCCGAGGAGGCUGGUAUCGCUUUGGAGCGGAGAGUUGCACAGCGCGAGCAAGUUGAAGCCGAGAUUGUUGGCUUGAGCGAAGAAAAAGAUUCUAUGCUAAAUAUGAUCCACCGUUUGAGAGCGGAGAAGGAAGAUAUGAUCAAGCAGAGCAACAAAAUGAGCAAGGAUCUGGCUGGUCUUGAGACAGCUCUCGAGAUUCGCCAUGAAGAAAUGCGACAGAUGGAGGAUCGUGCCGACGGCCUCGAGAAGCGCAUUUUGGAAGGUGUCCUCGACCAUGCCCGCACAGUCCUUCUCAGCCGAUCCAACAGCUUGCAGGCCAUGAAUCUGAAGAGGAACCGAAGCACUCGCAGCAACCGUACUUCUCGCUCAGGUGCCCGCAGCCCCAGUGCCACUAGCACCGCCAGUACCGCCAAGGAUAACAAGGAAACCCGCAGUCUCCUUGGAAAUGGUGUUGGCAUUGCUCUGAAGCGCAGAAUGCCCACUUCCCUCCAGGCAGGAACAGUUGCUGUCCAGCCCAACAUUGGAAAGGAACGUCGCAUUCUCAGCUUGAGUCAUGUCACAGGCAACCGUGGGGCGGACCGCCAGGUCAGUUCCAACACCGGCAUUACAAACCUGAAGCGCAGCCAUUCGGUCAAGUCAAACGCCCUUCGCAACACUUCCUGGGCUGGUCGAUCCUCUGUUACCAACAAAGAGAACGAGCCUUUCCAUGAGGAGGAUGAGCUUGCCAGUGAAGCUGAGAACGAUGCUGACUCUCAGCGCAAGACGAGCUAUGCUGGAAGCGAACGGAGGACCAGUUAUGCCGAGAGCAACGCUCUCACCGACCGGAAAUCAAGCUAUGCCCCUAGCAAUGCUCCUUCGGACCGGAAGACCAGCUAUGCGGAAAGCAAUGCCGGCACUGAACAGGAUACAGUCUACGCAGAGAGCAAUGCCGGUGCGGAGAGAAAGCCAAGCUAUGCCGGCAGCAUUGUUGAGAGUGUAGUGACCGAUGCUACCGAUCCCCGUCGUGUCAGUGGUGUGACCUCCAACAAUGACUACGACGACGCGGAGAGCUCGGUUAUCCAGCAUGACCAGGAGGACCGGGAUGAUGAUAUUUCCAUCGAUGGGUCAGAGUCAGAAGACGAUGCGCAGACUGCGCAUGGGGAUGAACAUUCUGUGAAUGGAGACCACGAAGAGGAUGUCUCCCGGCAAAUCAGGGAGGCUAAUUUGGCUGCGGAGGCAGAAGUCUUGAAGCUAUUGGCCCCACCUAGCGACAGCGGUCUUGGUACUGAUGUCGCCGUUUAA
Molecule: messenger RNA, 7878 nt
Organism: Penicillium antarcticum
Lineage: Eukaryota; Fungi; Ascomycota; Eurotiomycetes; Eurotiales; Aspergillaceae
Exons: 2
Coding region: 1-7878 (2625 amino acids)
Source: RefSeq, a predicted model, not a curated record